AGAAGCCAAGGGUGUCUGGGAAAUGAUGGCUGAGGAAGAGGAGGAAGUCAAGGAAAUUUUGUCGAAAUUGCAGGAACUGGUGGAUCAGCUCUAUUCAUUUCGCGAGUGCUAUUUCGAGACACACAGUGUUGAGGAUGCUGGGAGGAAGCAACAGGAUGUGCGGGAGGAGAUGGAGAAGACCCUGCAGCAGAUGGAGGAAGUAGUGGGUUCUGUCCAGGGCAAGGCACAGGUUCUGAUGCUAACUGGGAAGGCACUGAAUGUGACUCCUGACUAUAGCCCUAAGGCUGAGGAGCUUCUGUCAAAGGCUGUGAAGCUGGAGCCCAAGCUGGUGGAAGCCUGGAACCAGCUGGGUGAGGUGUACUGGAAAAAAGGGGAUGUUGCAGCUGCCCACACCUGCUUCUCAGGAGCUCUCACCCAUUGCAAGAACAAAAUCUCCCUUCAAAACCUGUCAAUGGUGCUUCGCCAACUGCGGACUGACUCUGGAGAUGAACAUUCUCGCCAUGUCAUGGACAGUGUGCGACAGGCUAAGUUGGCUGUGCAGAUGGACAUCCUUGAUGGCCGCUCUUGGUAUAUUCUGGGGAACGCGUACCUUUCUCUUUACUUUAGCACUGGCCAGAACCCUAAGAUCUCCCAGCAAGCCCUCAGUGCCUAUGCCCAAGCAGAGAAGGUUGACAGGACAGCUUCCAGCAAUCCUGAUCUUCAUCUGAACAGGGCAACGUUACAUAAAUAUGAAGAGAAUUAUGGGGAGGCCCUGGAAGGCUUUUCUCGGGCUGCAGCACUGGACCCUGCCUGGCCAGAGCCCCAGCAGCGAGAGCAGCAACUCCUGGAUUUCCUGAAUAGAUUAACCAGCCUCCUUGAGAGCAAGGGAAAGGUGAAGACCAGAAAGUUACAGAGCAUGCUGGGAAGCUUGCGCCCAGCCCAUCUAGGCCCUUGUGGUGAUGGGCGCUAUCAGUCAGCCUCUGGGCAGAAGGUGACCCUGGAGCGCAAGCCCCUGAGUGCUCUGCAGCCUGGUGUAAAUAGUGGAGCUGUGGUCCUGGGAAAGGUGGUGUUCAGCCUUACUACGGAGGAGAAAGUCCCCUUUACAUUUGGCCUGGUAGAUUCAGAUGGACCUUGCUGUGCAGUGAUGGUAUAUAAUAUGGUGCAGAGCUGGGGAGUGCUCAUUGGGGACUCUGUAGCCAUCCCUGAGCCUAACCUUCGGCUUCACCGAAUUCAGCACAAGGGAAAGGACUAUUCCUUUUCCAGUGUUCGUGUGGAGACGCCCCUCCUGCUGGUGGUGAAUGGGAAGCCUCAGGGCUCCAGCAGCCAGGCCGCUGCCACAGUGGCAUCGAGGCCACAGUGUGAAUGACCUUCCUUGGAUGGCAUGCUAAAGAGGGAGUGGAGGCGAGGAGAAAAGCUCAAGGGCACUCGGCAGCUGCACCAGCCAGAUCCAGUGACGCAACUGGAAUUGGGGGGAUGUUUUAGAUGACAACUUUCCUUUCCUCUGCCCUGUAAGACACUUUGUGUCUUCUUUCUCUCCUGUUAUGUUCCAGCUCUCUCUGGGACCACACAUGUCCCUGGUAUAUCUCCUGCCUCUUCCAUUGCUCUUCUAUGUUUUAGGCAAAGAGCAUGGAGUUGGUAGAAGUGUUGGGACCUUGUCAUGGGACAGAGUCCCCAAGGUUCCUGUUCUUGCCUCCUUCCUGAGCCUCAUGUGUAUAUAUCAUUUCAGUAUUUAUUGCUAAGGGAGGGGGCUUAAUUUUUUUAAUGACAUAGUUUUUGAGCAAUUUUUAUUUUUAAAAUUUAGGUGCUUCCCCUUCUUUGGGGCUGGAACAGAAUUAAAUUUGUUUGGAAAAAAAAUACUGUGUAG
Messenger RNA from Balaenoptera ricei (Rice's whale), 1843 nucleotides. It is a transcript of the gene TTC5, whose product is annotated as tetratricopeptide repeat domain 5. Bases 23 to 1345 code for a protein of 440 amino acids. The record is from RefSeq and is a predicted model, not a curated record. Gene Ontology annotation, molecular function: protein binding. Lineage: Eukaryota; Metazoa; Chordata; Mammalia; Artiodactyla; Balaenopteridae. The transcript is spliced from 10 exons.